GAAAAAAAGAGAAUCAAACUGUCCGUGAGUGUUUAGAGGAGAGUUUAACAGCCUUUGUGUCCGGGAUAAAGCCGGUGGUGGUGACACUGUGCUGCACGCAGGCUGUCAGCUGUGUGUGUGUGUGUGUGUGUUUGUCUGUGUGCGUGUGUGUCUGUGUUUUUAUCAGGACAGAGUUUGCUAACUAAGUGUUUGGCAUGUCGCACACUGCCGCCGCUUCAUCACCUCCACCCUGUUGAUUUAUUUAAUUAUGAGCACGCCGAACAAAUCAGCAGAGAGACGAAAUUUCUCCAAAAAUAAGCUGGAUAAGCUAUUAAAGGAGAGAAAAAGCACCUUCCCAAUGCUGAUCAAGACGUCACGACCAGAGGCCUUCCCUCACCCUCACAGAAUCACAUCAGAAGGCAACCGUCUCGGAUCAAACCGGCCAUGCUCACAGAAGUUUGGACCAGGUGUUGGGACCUUACCUCAGCUUGAGCCACCGGUGGUGCAGGUGGUGGUCAGCAAUGCUAAAAACCAACACCAGCAGUCGGAAAACAUCCUUCCCCAGAUUGCUAUUAAAGGGGGUCAAAACAACUUCCAGACUCACCCGGACGAGAGGCCGAAGCCCACCCAGCAGUAUACCAUGCGCUUUGGAUCAACAAUGGACAAAGUUUCAGUCUCCCGCAACAGCAAGAUUAUCAGCAACAAGCUGGAGAAGGAGAAGUCAUACGAGGGACAGAGGUUACCGAUGUCACCCACAGAGGCACUGAAGAACUUCCAAGAUCGACUGACGGAGUUCGAGCAGGAGGAAAUCAUGGACUACGCUGAGAUCUGGUACCUGGGUCUGGGUUCUCAGAAGAUCGAGGCUUCUCAAGGUUCACCGCAGAACUCUGGAUAUGACGACGAGCAUGGAAGCUACAUCAGGGUGCUGCAUGACCACAUUGCCUACAGGUUUGAAGUGCUGGAAGUGAUCGGGAAGGGCUCGUUUGGGCAGGUCCUGAAAUGUCUAGACCACAAGACAAACGAGCUUGUAGCCAUUAAGAUGAUCCGCAACAAGAAAAGGUUUCAUCACCAAGCUCUGGUGGAGCUGAAGAUCCUGGAUGUGAUAAAGAGGAAAGACAAAGACAACCUGCAUAAUGUCAUCCACAUGAAGGAGUACUUCUACUUCAGGAAUCACCUGUGCAUCUCCUUUGAGCUCCUCGGGGUGAACUUAUACGAGCUCAUCAAAAAAAACAACUUCCAGGGCUUCAGUCUGGCUCUCAUCCGCCGCUUCACUCACGCCCUCCUGAGGUGCCUACAGAUGUUGCACAGGGAGAAGAUCAUCCACUGUGACCUCAAACCGGAGAACAUCCUCCUGUCUCAGAGAGGGCCAGGAAACAUCAAGGUGGUCGACUUUGGAUCAAGCUGCUACGAACAACAAAGAGUUUACACCUACAUCCAGAGUCGCUUCUACCGCUCUCCAGAGGUCAUCCUCGGUCACAACUACAGCAUGGCCAUUGAUAUGUGGAGUCUGGGGUGCAUCCUCGCUGAGCUCUACACGGGCUAUCCCCUCUUCCCAGGAGAGAGUGAAGUAGAGCAGAUAGCUUGCAUCAUGGAGGUUCUUGGGUUGCCUCCGAAUGAUUUUGCUCAGUCUGCAUCAAGGAGGAGGCUCUUCUUCGACUCAAAGGGAAACCCUAGAAACAUCACCAACAGCAAGGGGAAGAAGAGGAGGCCCAACUCAAAGGAGCUGUCUGCUGCACUGAAAACUAAUGAUGCUCUGUUCUUAGACUUCAUCAAACGCUGCCUCACCUGGGAUCCAACCAAGCGUAUGACCCCUGAUGAGGGGCUGCAGCACGAGUGGAUCCUGGAGGGAAAUUUCAACAAAAUCAGGCCGAGAACCAGGCCAGCAGUGAAGAAGACCUCAGACAGCUCCACAAGCACAGACAACAGCAGUGACUACACUCUGCACAAACAAGUUAACAGCAAGCCUGCAGAGAAAGCCAGCUCAGAGAACAGCAUGAAUGACAAGCUGAAGAGGGACACUUCAUCAACAGGAACAAAGAUGACCCCCGCUGAGCGUCUGCGGCCCAUCGGAGCCUCAGCUGAGGAGGAAGUGUGUGAGAGUGAGGGUAAACUCUCCUCCGACAGUCAGCAGCAAGAGUUUGGAGGAGGAGGAGAGAGGCCUGUUCACAUCAUCAUCAGACCUCAAGAGGGACCGGGCUCAGAGAGACAAGAUAGCCAGGAGUCGUCUCAGUGUUUACCCCCAAUCAUGUAACAGUGAAGGGGACUGUGCUGCAUUCAUGACAAUUAGGAAAUCUGGUUACUCAGACUCUGUUUUCCACUUCCAACCCAUGAGAAAGUGAGUCACUGAAGUGGAAGCGACUUAGAGAAAGUUUUGUUUUGUCCUGCUCACACUGGAAAUGUAAAGAUAUUUGCUAUAAAUACUGCCAUGUUGGUUCUUUGGCCUCACAAGAUCUCAAGAGACAUGUGAGGUGAGCUAAACCCAAGUCUGUAGUUUCUGAGUUUCUGAGAUCAAGUGGAUGAUGACAGAAACAAACCAGUUCCUAACACUGAGAUUCAGCAGAGUCGGACCUCCUCUAUUUAUUGUUUAUGCAGUCUUAGUGUUUUAUUUUCUUUUGAGCUGGUAUGAUAGUGAAUCAUCAACCAGUGGUUCAUUUUUAGAUACAGCAGUUGAGAUUGUGGUUACAGGUAGGUGUUUUCUUUAAAUGUGUCUGGAUUAAGAUAUUACACUCAUAUUGAAGCCAGAUCAAAAGAUUUUAAACUUCUUCAUAACACAGAACAAAGAUCUUCUUCCCAGUGUCUCCUGUUAUCAAUCAAGUCUUUGCUGAGCAUUGCAUCUUUGAAAACAGAUCAUUUUUCACACUCCACAGUUUUUUACAGUUUCCAUGUUAGAGAAAUAAUUUGACUUUAGAAAGUGCAUGUGUAGAAAACUGACUGACGUCUUUGUUUAUGCUUUACCACCUUUCUUUUUCUUUAAGACAUUUUAGCAUUAUUUUAAUAAUGGUGAUAUGAAAUAUGUGUGCAAUACAGGCUGAGCCAAAAAUGUUUUUUUAACAAGUGAUCAAAGAAAAAAUUGUUAUAUUGUUUCAAGUGUAGGAUGUAGUCGGUGAUCAUAAAUGAGUUCACUUAUUUAUUAUGUAAUAUGUUUCAUAUUUGUUCCUUGAUUUACUUCAAUAGGCAUAAAAUAUGACUUUGUAAUAGAGUAUAUUGUAUAUAUUUCUGCUCUGAUUUCCUAUGUACGUGUAUAAGAAACAUAUUUUAAGAAAAUAUUUCAGAUAUUUGUCGAGGGGUUAGACAAGGUUCUACUUGUUGUGAUGUUUCUCUAUGAAAUCAUUUUGUAUGUCUGUGUUAUUCAUAUUUUUUAUAUUAGAAACAAACAGACAAUCCUUUUAUUGAUAGUUUGUGCCUUUCAGUAUUAGAAAUGUUGCACUUUACUAUCGUGUGUGCACACUUUGUUGGGUUUUUUGGGUACAGACGACCCUGCCAGGAUCCCUUCAUUGAACAGAUUGAUGUCUCCUCUAAAUUACUGUUGCAUAGCAAAAUGAAGAAAAAUGUUCUAACAAUGAUCAUCUUUUUAUUAUUGAUAAAUGUUUUUAGGUGUCAGCAGAGAUCCAAUCAACAAUUGAAGACAGAGUCACUCUUACUGUAAGCUUAGCAGCCAGAGAUACUGAGAGGAUGGAUGUAGCUAAAAUGAGAAAAGUAAAAAAAAAACAUUUUUAUGUCUCUUUUGAUUAAAUAAAAAUCUGUUUCAAAUA
Notolabrus celidotus (New Zealand spotty) is the source of this 3731-nucleotide messenger RNA. It is a transcript of the gene dyrk4, whose product is annotated as dual-specificity tyrosine-(Y)-phosphorylation regulated kinase 4. The transcript is spliced from 15 exons. The record is from RefSeq and is a predicted model, not a curated record. NCBI's taxonomy places the organism in Eukaryota, Metazoa, Chordata, Actinopteri, Labriformes, Labridae. Gene Ontology annotation, biological process: peptidyl-serine phosphorylation; peptidyl-threonine phosphorylation. Gene Ontology annotation, molecular function: protein serine/threonine/tyrosine kinase activity; ATP binding; protein serine/threonine kinase activity. The coding region runs from base 248 to 2230 and encodes 660 amino acids. Gene Ontology annotation, cellular component: nucleus.